This is a messenger RNA of Raphanus sativus (radish), 1788 nucleotides long. RefSeq names its product 1-deoxy-D-xylulose 5-phosphate reductoisomerase, chloroplastic. The transcript is spliced from 11 exons. Gene Ontology annotation, molecular function: NADPH binding; manganese ion binding; 1-deoxy-D-xylulose-5-phosphate reductoisomerase activity. NCBI's taxonomy places the organism in Eukaryota, Viridiplantae, Streptophyta, Magnoliopsida, Brassicales, Brassicaceae. Gene Ontology annotation, biological process: isoprenoid biosynthetic process. The record is from RefSeq and is a predicted model, not a curated record. The coding region runs from base 137 to 1585 and encodes 482 amino acids.
CUUCUUUCUUAUCAUCUCUCUCUCUGUCUCACUGUUUAUGUUUGUUCUUUCUCUCCCUCCAUCAUCGAGAGUUUUACUAAAAACUUAGUGGGGUUCUCUGGAAAAUAUUCGAAUUUUUUGAAAAGAUUUUUGACUGAUGAUGACACUUAACUCACUCUCUCCAGCUGAAUCCAUCUCUCUUUCUUUCUUGGAUACUUCCAGGUUCAACCAAACCCCCAAACUUCCAGGUGGGUUUAGUUUGAGGAAGAAGAGGACUCAAGGGAGAGGUUUUGUUGGAAAAGGAGUCAAGUGUUCAGUGAAAGUGCAGCAGCAGCAGCAACAACCUCCUCCUCCUCCAGCGUGGCCUGGGAGAGCUGUUCCCGAGCCUCCUCGUCAAUCUUGGGAUGGACCUAAACCCAUCUCCAUCGUCGGUUCUACUGGUUCUAUUGGCACCCAGACCUUGGAUAUUGUGGCUGAGAAUCCUGACAAAUUUAGAGUCGUCGCUCUAGCUGCUGGCUCUAAUGUUGCUCUCCUUGCUGAUCAGGUGAAGAGAUUUAAACCUGCACUGGUUGCUGUUAGAAAUGAGUCAUUGGUCACUGAGCUUAAAGAGGCUUUAGCCGGUUUGGACUAUAAACCUGAGAUCAUUCCUGGGGAGCAAGGAGUGGUUGAGGUUGCUCGUCACCCUGACGCUGUAACUGUUGUUACCGGAAUAGUAGGUUGCGCAGGACUUAAGCCUACGGUCGCUGCAAUUGAAGCGGGAAAGGACAUUGCUCUUGCAAACAAAGAGACAUUAAUCGCAGGUGGUCCCUUCGUCCUUCCACUUGCCAACAAACAUAACGUUAAGAUUCUUCCUGCUGAUUCAGAACAUUCAGCUAUAUUUCAGUGUAUUCAAGGUUUGCCUGAAGGCGCUUUGCGCAAGAUAAUCUUGACUGCAUCUGGUGGAGCUUUUAGAGAUUGGCCUGUUGAAAAGCUCAAGGAAGUUAAAGUAGCAGAUGCGUUGAAGCAUCCUAACUGGAACAUGGGAAAGAAAAUAACAGUCGACUCGGCUACGCUUUUCAACAAGGGCCUUGAGGUCAUUGAAGCUCAUUAUUUGUUUGGAGCUGAGUAUGACGAUAUAGAGAUUGUUAUUCACCCUCAGAGUAUCAUACACUCCAUGAUUGAAACACAGGAUUCAUCUGUGCUUGCUCAACUGGGAUGGCCUGAUAUGCGUUUGCCGAUUCUCUACACCAUGUCAUGGCCCGAUAGAGUUCCUUGUUCCGAAGUAACUUGGCCAAGACUUGACCUUUGCAAACUGGGUUCGUUGACUUUCAAGAAACCAGACAAUGUGAAAUACCCAUCAAUGGAUCUUGCUUAUGCUGCGGGACGAGCUGGAGGUACUAUGACUGGUGUUCUCAGUGCUGCUAACGAGAAAGCUGUUGAAAUGUUCAUUGAUGAAAAGAUAAGCUAUUUGGAUAUCUUCAAGGUGGUGGAGUUAACAUGCGAUAAACAUCGAAGCGAGUUGGUAACAUCGCCGUCGCUUGAAGAGAUUGUUCACUAUGACUUGUGGGCGCGUGAAUACGCUGCCAAUCUACAGCUUUCUUCUGGUGCGAGGCCAGUUCCUGCCUGAUGAUUAUAUUACUUGUUGUUGGAGUGAAGUGAAUAAUAAAGAAAUGAUGGAAAGAAGAUUAGUGCAGCGAGUGGGAAUAUUUUGACACCGUUUUUGGCAAGGAUUACCGAUUUUAAGUUGUACCUAAAUUGUCUGUGAUCCGAACUGAGCCAAGCCGAAAUUUUAAAACCCAUAAUAAACCAAUAAAACUGAUAUUUUUUUCU